This is a messenger RNA of Penicillium pulvis, 576 nucleotides long. RefSeq names its product guanylate kinase. Lineage: Eukaryota; Fungi; Ascomycota; Eurotiomycetes; Eurotiales; Aspergillaceae. Gene Ontology annotation, molecular function: GMP kinase activity. The record is from RefSeq and is a predicted model, not a curated record. The coding region runs from base 1 to 576 and encodes 191 amino acids. Gene Ontology annotation, biological process: purine nucleotide metabolic process. The transcript is spliced from 2 exons. Gene Ontology annotation, cellular component: cytosol.
AUGCCUGCCCCCAAAGAUACCAGACCAAUCGUGAUCUCCGGCCCCUCAGGCGUCGGCAAAGGCUCCCUAAUCGAGAAGCUCUUCUCUAAGCACCCCGACACCUUCGCUUUCACAGUCUCCCACACAACCCGCAAGCCCCGCGCCGGCGAAACCGAUGGAACAAGCUACUUCUUCGUCGAGCACUCUGAAUUCGACAAGCUUGUCUCCGAAAAUGCUUUCGUCGAGCACGCACAAUUCGGCUCAAACAAGUACGGAACCAGCCACAGGACUAUCGGCGACCAGAUGGCCAAGGGCCGGGUUGUUGUUUUGGAUAUCGAGAUGAACGGCGUGAAGCAGAUCAAGGAGAACCCUAGCAUUCAUCCUCGUUUUGUGUUCGUUCAGCCGCCCAGCGUGGAGAUUUUGGAGCAGCGGUUGAGGGGUCGGGGGACGGAGAGUGAUGAGGAUGUGCGGAAAAGGCUUGCGCAGGCUACUUCCGAGCUUGAGUAUGCGAAUUCGCAGCGGGGAGUUGAUAAAAUUAUCGUCAAUGAUGAUCUGGAGGUUGCUUAUAAGGAGUUGGAGGAUUACAUCUUUCAAUAG